Molecule: messenger RNA, 273 nt
Organism: Paramecium octaurelia
Lineage: Eukaryota; Ciliophora; Oligohymenophorea; Peniculida; Parameciidae
Source: the annotation of a GenBank genome assembly
AGUAAUGAAAAUGAACACAAUUAUGCGUCAUGAGAAAGUAUUAGCUUUAGUAAUCAAAGGGAAUGGCAGAAGCUUGUACUGUUUAUUAUGCAAUGUUUGCACAUAAAAGCGAUUUGAUCAAGAGGAGAGUUUAGCCUUUCCAAAUUUAUGGCUUCUAUGAGAUUGAGAGUUUCAUAACUCAUAUGAGAAGAAAAACUUAUCGAGGUGUCGAAUACACUAUGGAAGAUACGAAAAAAUGAUUCUAAUAUAUCAAUUAAUUAAAGUGUUUGUAGG